Molecule: messenger RNA, 1647 nt
Organism: Letharia columbiana
Lineage: Eukaryota; Fungi; Ascomycota; Lecanoromycetes; Lecanorales; Parmeliaceae
Exons: 5
Coding region: 1-1647 (548 amino acids)
Biological process (GO): transmembrane transport
Cellular component (GO): membrane
Molecular function (GO): transmembrane transporter activity
Source: RefSeq, a predicted model, not a curated record
AUGAAGUGGGAAGAGGAAGGCUACACUCGCAAGGAUGAGUUUGGGAACAUGAUCUCCAUCGAGGAGUAUGAGGAAUCCCAGAGGCCGACUGGCGCAAGCCGUGUCAUGACCCGGGGAGAUCUCAAGCUAUAUGCCAUCUGCGGUGUCGGUUUCUUCCUUGACUCCUACGACCUCUUCAUCAUCAACUUGGUGACCCCAAUAUGGACCUACGAAUACUGGGGUGGUCUGGCCCAUCCACCCAAGAAGACCCCCACAUACCCUCUCCUCCUUCGCGGCGCCGUCAACGCGGCUGCCAACAUCGGCAACAUUAUUGGUCAACUCUCUUUCGGAUUCCUUGGUGAUGCCUUCGGCAGGAAAUUUGUGUAUGGGAAAGAGAUGAUCAUCAUGAUCGUUGGUGUCAUACUGGUCAUCAGCUUGCCGAAUAACUUGAAGGGUCCCACCAGGAAUAAGUUCUGGUAUCUCUUCGGCAUGAGAGUGCUGAUGGGCAUCGGUAUUGGUGGAGACUACCCAAUGUCCGCGUCGAUUGUUGCGGAACGUUCCUCGCUACGCAACCGUGGACGUAUGCUGGGCUGGAUCUUCUCGAAUCAAGGCUGGGGAACACUCGCAGGCUCAAUCGUCACGCUCAUCGUUCUCGGCUGCUUCGGCAAAGCCCUAAAGCACGGAGAGUACAACCAACUCGACGCCGUCUGGCGAAUCCAGAUUGGAGUAGCCCUGGUACCAGCCUUCGCCACUCUUUACCAGCGCCUGACCAUGCCCGAAAGCAAGAAAUACCUACAAUCUGGGGAGCUCAGCAUGCUCAAAUCGUCAUCACUCUCUUCUUCAGCCACGACCAUGGAUUACACCGGCAAGGGUGCCAAAGCGCACACCACGGAUGCUGACUCAAACGAUGUCUCGUCCCAAGACAGAAAUGCAUCAAUCGUCGAAGCCCACGUUGCGCCACCGACUCGAGACGUGCAGUUGAAGACAUUCAUGGUCUACUUCAGCGAGUGGAGACAUCUGAAGCAGCUUGUUGGCACAGCAUCAUGCUGGUUCCUUGUCGACGUCGCCUUUUACGGUCUCAAUCUCAACCAGUCCGUGCUUCUGGCUGCGAUCGGUUUCUCCAAAGGCAAAACCGAAUAUGACACGCUCCUCAAGAACGCCUAUGGAAAUCUGAUAAUCGCUGCGGCCGGCUACGUGCCUGGGUACUUCCUUACGAUCUAUUUUAUUGAGAUUCUUGGUCGUCGCUGGAUUCAGAUCCAAGGUUUCCUUGUCUGCGCGCUCAUGUUUGGUAUCAUCGCCGGCGACUAUAAUCAUCUGGGGACAGCUGGAAAAUUCGUCUGCUUCACAAUCGCCCAGAUGUUCUUCAACUUCGGUCCCAACGCCACCACCUUCAUUAUCCCCGGAGAACUCUACCCCUCCCGCGUACGCGGUUUCGCCCACGGAGUCAGUGCCGCCGUCGGGAAACUCGGUGCCAUUCUAUCCGGUGUACUGUUCAACUACCUGAGCACCAAGAUCGGCGUAGCAAACGUCCUCUGGAUCUUCUUCGCUUGCAACGUCGCAGGUGCCAUUUCCACGUUCUUCCUGGUGCCUGAGACUAAAGGUGUGGAUGCGGAUGCCUUGGAUUUCAAGGAGUGCCAGGAGAAGGUUGCAAGGAGUCACGCAAUGUAA